AUGGCUCAAGAAAAUGUGAAAAGAUCACCUUCUCAAAUAAAAUACACCAUGGUUAAAUCCAUCAUAAGAUUACUUGUGUUUUUAGUGUUUCUGGGUUUACUUUGCAUUUUCAUUAUGAUGCCUACAGCAACUUUCAGAAAAAAAUGGAAUCCGAAAAUUCGAGCAAAGACUAAUUCUACUUAUUUUGGUGUUCAAGGUUUUAGGAUUCUUAUAUUCACUUUUCCAGUCAUGUUAGUUGCUACUCUCGGAUGUGUUUAUAUCCACAUAGCCAAAAAAUCAAAUGAAAUUGGCAAUGGCAAGAAACAUGAAUCAACAAUAUGGAAACGUCCAAUGCUUGUAAAAGGUCCUCUUGGGAUUGUUUCAAUGACAGAAAUAACUUUCUUGCUUAUGUUCAUUGCUCUUCUUGUUUGGACUUUUGCAACUUAUUUACAUAAUGACUUUGUAGCAAUUGCAUCAUCACCAAAGGAAGAAGACGGCCCUAAAGUGUGGCAAGAGAAAUUGGAGAGUGUGGGAUUAAGGUUAGGACUUGUCGGAAACAUAUGUUUAGUGUUGUUGUUUUUUCCAGUGGCACGUGGCACGUCCGUGCUACCAAUGUUUGGGCUCACUUCUGAGGGUUGCAUUAAGUACCAUAUAUGGCUUGGGCACGUGCUCAUGAUGAUUUUCACAGCUCAUGGAGUUUGUUAUAUUAUCUAUUGGGCAUCUACUAAUCAAAUUUCACAGAUGUUAAAAUGGAAUAAAGUUGGAGUAUCACAAAUAGCUGGAGAGAUAUCUUUGCUUGCUGGUUUGUUUUUAUGGGUUGCAACUAUUCCAAAAGUUAGAAGAAAAUUUUUUGAACUCUUUUUCUACACUCAUAAUUUAUACAUUAUCUUCAUCAUCUUCUUCAUUUUUCAUGUUGGCAUUGCUUUUGCCUACAUUAUGCUUCCUGGUUUCUAUCUCUUCAUGGUUGAUCGUUACCUACGAUUCCUCCAAUCUAGAUGCCAAGUUCGUUUAGUUUCGUCUCGUAUUUUGUCUUGUGAAGUCGUUGAACUCAACUUCUCUAAGGGUCAUGAGUUGAGUUAUAAUCCAACAAGUGUGAUGUUCAUAAAUGUUCCAAGCAUAUCAAAAUUGCAAUGGCAUCCAUUUACUAUUACUUCUAAUAGUAACUUGGAGCAAGAUAAGCUAAGUGUUGUAAUUAAAAGUGAAGGAACUUGGACACAAAAGCUUUAUCAAUUGCUCUCCAAUCCUUUGCCGAUCGAUCGCCUUCAAAUAUCCGUCGAAGGUCCUUAUGGACCCACUUCAACAAAUUACCUAAGGCAUGAUACACUUGUGAUGAUAAGUGGAGGAAGUGGCAUAACACCAUUUAUCUCAAUCAUUAGAGAGCUAAUAUAUCAUAGCACAACAUUCAAAUGCAAAACACCAAACAUUCUCCUAAUUUGUUCAUUCAAAAACACUUCAUCUCUCUCAAUGCUAGAUUUGAUCCUACCAAUUUCAAGCACACCACAAGACAUAUCUAACAUGCAACUACAAAUUGAGGCUUACAUCACAAGAGAUAAAGAGUUUAAACCAGAUACUCCAAUUCAUCCUCAAACUUUAUGGUUCAAGCCAAAUCCAACAGAUGCACCAAUACGCGCUAUAUUAGGUCCAAACGGUUGGAUCUGGCUUGGUGCUAUAAUCUCGUCCUCGUUCAUCAUCUUCCUUAUCAUAAUCGGAAUCAUUACUCAUUACUAUAUUUUUCCUAUUGAUCAUAACACAAAUAAGAUAUUCUCGUAUACUCUAAGGUCAUUCCUUCAUAUGCUAGUAAUAUGUGUUUCGGUAGCUGUUGUUGCUAGUGUCGCAGUACUUUCGAACAAGAAACAGAAUGCUAAAGAAGCUAAACAGAUUCAGAACAUGGAAGGGUCAACACCAACAGUGUCACCGAAUUCAAUGAUUUAUAAUGCAGAUAGAGAAUUGGAAAGCUUUCCUUAUCAGUCACUUGUUCAAUCUACCAAUGUGCACUACGGGGCAAGACCUGACUUGAGUCGACUUCUAUUAGAAAUCAAAGGGUCAAGUGUGGGAGUUUUUGCAUCAGGACCUAAGCAACUGAGACAAAAUGUUGCAACCAUUUGUUCAUCUGGUUUAGUUGAAAAUAUGCAUUUCGAAUCAAUCAGUUUUACCUGGUGA
This is a messenger RNA of Vicia faba (fava bean), 2139 nucleotides long. The record is from the annotation of a GenBank genome assembly. Lineage: Eukaryota; Viridiplantae; Streptophyta; Magnoliopsida; Fabales; Fabaceae.